Messenger RNA from Closterium sp. Naga37s-1, 2998 nucleotides. NCBI's taxonomy places the organism in Eukaryota, Viridiplantae, Streptophyta, Zygnematophyceae, Desmidiales, Closteriaceae. The record is from the annotation of a GenBank genome assembly.
UCCUACUGUGCUUACCUUUGAUGCUGAGGGUCGGGCGGUCGAUUUCGAUGUCUGGGUCGAUGAUCUACAGCUUUUCCUGCAGUGCGAUAGCAAGGACGGUAUCUCCCUGUUUGAUCUUACGUCUGGUGCCUCUACUGCCCCUGCUGCUGAUGCUGACAGUACUGUUCGUUCACAGUGGACCACACGCGAUGCUGCUGCCCGUCUUGCUGUGUCUGACAGUAGUCACCUGCCGUCCACUGAGAGCGCGCACUUUAGUCAGUACAAGACUGCUAAGACCUUGUACGACGCUGUAGUUGCACGCUACUCCUCCCCUGCCACUGCUUCCCUUAGUCGCCUCAUGCUGCCGUACCUGUUCCCUGACCUCGCCGCCUUUGCCACAGUCGUUGACCUCAUUACGCACCUUCGCACUAGUGACACCCGCUACCGCGCUGCGCUCCUGCUGAUUUCUGCGCCAAGAACCCCCCCCCCUAUGUACAUCACCCUCUACUACCUAGUCACCCGGCUCCCUGACUCCCUUCGUCCGGUCAGGGACCACUUCCUCUCUGUUUUCCCCACCACACUCACCGUUGACCUCCUCGAGGAGCGCCUCCUUGCAGCUGAGAAGAGUAUAGUCGCUGUAGGAGCCUCUCGUGGUGACCCUUGUGGCCCUUUCUUUGAGGGGUGCUCCCCUGUCCCCCUUUUGCCCUCUGUUGCCUCUGCUGCUGCCGUCGACCUCGUUGGCACCGAGUCGGUCGGUGCUGCGUCUGCCCCUAGCGGGCGGCGCCGCAACGGCAAGGGCAGGGGGGGCAAGGGUGCAGGGGGAGGGGGCGGGGGCGGUGGUGGUGGCGGUGGGGGCGGCGGAGGGGGUGGGGGUGGCGGUGGGGGUGGUGGCGGGGGUGGGGGCUCUGGUGGCAGCGGUGGAGGCGGAGGCGGCGGCGGCGGUGGCGGUGGGGGUGGAGGUGGCGGCGGUGGCGGCGGUGGCGGCGGCGGCGGUGGGGCUGGUCGGGGUGGCCCUGUGCAGUGGGGAGGCUUCGGUGGUGGUCAGCGCCAGCAGCAGCAGCGCACUCGUGAGACCCCUCCCGCCCAGCAGCUUCGUGAGUGGUACGCUGCGCGUCAGCGAGGUGGGGGUGCUGGUUUCUGUGCCUACGUCCUGCGUACCGGCGACCGCACUGGCGAGCCGUGCGGCGGCCCGCACACCACCCAGCGCUACUUUGGCCGCCUGACUGACGCCUGGCGUCUCCAGUUCCCUGACGCCACCGAGAUCCCUCGCUGGGGUGAUUUGCUCGAGUCGGGUGUAGCUAUCUUUGAUCUUGACUAUGAUGAUAUUCUUGCUGCCAUGUAUGUUGUGUCUACUAGUGAUGAGGGUGACUGUUAUCUGUGUGUUCCGCCUGACCCGGGCAUUGCGGCUGCUGCUCUAGGUGCUCGCGAGUCUGCUGCUCCAGGUACUAGUGAGUCUGCUGCUCCAGGUGCUGGUGAGUCUGCUCUCUCAGGUAUCACGUCUGCUCGGGUUUUGCACACCUUCACCCUUGACUCGGGUGCUUCCCGCUCCUUCUUCCGAGACCGCACCACCCUCACGCCGCUCAGUCGGCCGGUUGCGGUCUCCCUGGCAGACCCCUCUGGGGGUCCUGUCCUUGCCCACUACUCCACCGUACUACCGUGUCCAGCGGCCCCGUCUGGCUCCCUGUCAGGUCUUUACCUCCCCUCGUUCUCUACGAACUUGGUGAGUGGUGCUGACCUGCAGGAUGGGGGAGUUGACCAGUUCAUUCCUGCGAGUCAGCGGGUGACCCACUGCACGUGUGCUCGGACGGGCCGACACUUGGCCACGUUUACCCGUCAGCCGGGGUCGAGCCUGUACACACUGACUACAGCGUCUCCUCCGGUUGCUGCGUCUGGUCAGGUAGCUGCUUCCGGUCAGGUGUUUGCUGCAGCGUCCAGGUCUGGUCCUGAGUCUGCCCCCUGCUCGUGUCGCCUCCUGUCCCACCAGACCCUCCUCUGGCACCACCGCCUUGGUCACCCCUCCCUGCCUCGUCUCCGAGGCAUGGCCUCCCGUUGCCUUGUAUCUGGUCUCCCCCGGUCCCUCCCUCCUCUUCCUCCGGGGCCUGCCCCUACCUGUGUUCCCUGCGUCGAGGGGCGGCAGCGCGCCGCUCCUCACUCCUCCGAGUUUCCGCCGACAGAGGCUCCGCUGCAGACUCUUCACAUGGACGUGUGGGGCCCAGCCCGCGUCCGUGGACAGGGUCACGAGCGUUACUUCCUCUUGGUGGUUGACGACUACUCGCGUUACACCACAGUCUUCCCCUUGCGCACCAAGGGUGAGGUCACUGGGGUGUUGAUCGACUGGAUCCGCGCUGCUAGUCUCCACCUCAGGAAGAGUUUCGGCUCGGACUUUCCUGUUCUGCGUCUGCACUCCGACAGCGGUGGAGAGUUUUCCUCCGACCUUCUGCGAGCCUACUGUCUACGCGGCGCAGCAGAUCAACCUUCAGCCCCGUGUCUCCUUGCCGGAGACCUCCCCACCCUGCGGUGGACGGGGAAGGUUGGCGAUGCGUCUGCGUUCCGUGUCUGGGGAUCUCGGGCUUUUGUCCGAGACUUGUCUGCGGACAAGCUGUCCUCCCGUGCUGUUCCCUGCGUCUUCCUUGGCUUCCCCCCUGACGCGCCUGGUUGGCAGUUUUACCACCCCACCUCGCGCCGUGUCCUGUCCUCCCAGGACGUCACGUUUGACGAGUCGGUUCCGUACUACCGUCUCUUCCCCUACCGCACUGCCCCCCUCACCCCCCCGCCGCUCUUUCUCGCGCCUGGUCCCCCCCCAGUCGACCCCCUCCCCCCUCAGGGUCCUGCCCCCUCACGUGUGUCUCAAGUAGAUGCAGUCGAGCCUGUCGAGGUAGCUGUUGACUCUAGUGCUGCUAGGGGUGCUGAGCCUGCGGGUGCCGGGUCUGGGGGUGCUGAGCCUGUGCGUGCGGAGCCGGGGGGUGCUGGGUCUGGACGUGCUGAGCCUGGGGGUGCUGAGCCUGCGGGAGCUGCGUGA